Messenger RNA from Brenthis ino (lesser marbled fritillary), 498 nucleotides. NCBI's taxonomy places the organism in Eukaryota, Metazoa, Arthropoda, Insecta, Lepidoptera, Nymphalidae. The record is from the annotation of a GenBank genome assembly.
AUGGAUAUUAUAACACCUGACCAUCAGUAUAGCGCUUUACCAAUUUCCGCACCUGCAAAAGCAAGAGACAGUGUCGUCGAGGUCGAGAGGCAGCACAGAGGUGGGCGGCGAGGGCGAAGCGAGCGGCACGGGCGAAGGUGGGACACUACGGUACUUGACGUGCAGCACGUGGCGGGCCGCGCGCGCGCCGCUGCGCCGCAGGAUGCCCACGGGCCAGCGGCGCGGGCUCGUCUCCUCCGCCAUGGGCGCCGCGGGGGCGGGGGCGACGGCGGGCGCGGGCGUCGCGUCGCGGAAACGGCGCUCGCGGAUGCGCACCGCGGGCGACUGACGGCGUCGCUGCGGCCGCGCGCGCCGGCGCCGCCGCUGCUCGCUGACAUCACGCGAGUCGCGCUACCGCCGCGCCGCGCGCCCACCUGUGCCCGCCGCGCCGCCAGCUAUACCACGCGACAAUACAAUUACCCGAUAUUGGAACCAUGUUCCUUUUUACUUUAUGACAAA